UGGACCUUUGGAUCUGCUAUGUCAUUAAGGUACCAAACCCCCAUCCUUCCCUCUCCGUUUUCACCUAUAAAUAGAUAUUGCAGUAAGGAUUGAUGAAGUCAGUCCAAAGCACAAAAUUUUCAGCUUUUUUAUUUCUUCAGAGUUGGUAUUUGUAACCUUGGCAAAAAUGGCCGAUAAGUUGAACAAUAUUGCAACGCAGGUGCCGGAAUCUGAGACUGGCAUGAAACUCGCUGGAAUUCAAAACCAGGCGAUUGUGCAAUCACUCUACAGGGCAUUGGCUCAUGGGGAGAUGGACAGCGUGUCCAAGCUUUUAGCAAGCGACCUAGAAUGGUGGUUCCAUGGCCCUCCGAAAUGCCAACACAUGAUGAAGAUGCUCACGGGUGAGUGGAGCCAGGCCACGUUUCGGUUCGAUCCCAGAAGCAUAGAAAUGGUUGGUGAUUCGGUGAUUGCUGAGGGAUGGGAAGGUGCAAAAGCUUAUUGGGUUCACGUAUGGACGGUGAAAGAUGGUCUGAUAACACAAUUCCGGGAGUACUUCAAUACAUGGCUCACGGUGAGGGACCUGCGGCCACCGCGUUGGGAAAGUAGACAAGUGAACCACACUUUGUGGCAGAGCCACCUGCGCGAUCUUGCUUGCCGCUCGUUGCCUGGCCUUUUGCUUGCAAUUUAGUGGCGGAAGACAGGACCUGAAAUUAUUUAAUGGACCUUCCCUAUUAAAUUGUCUAUCUUUUGUGGGGAUGUAAAUUAUGUGACUGUGACCAUUAUAUUAUUGCAUGUGGGCUGUUAGAAUGAUUAUUAACGAGAAAUGGCUUAGUGAUUGUCUUGUUAAAA
This is a messenger RNA of Mangifera indica (mango), 828 nucleotides long. RefSeq names its product wound-induced protein 1-like. Lineage: Eukaryota; Viridiplantae; Streptophyta; Magnoliopsida; Sapindales; Anacardiaceae. The coding region runs from base 167 to 667 and encodes 166 amino acids. The record is from RefSeq and is a predicted model, not a curated record. The transcript has a single exon.